Messenger RNA from Siniperca chuatsi (mandarin fish), 4727 nucleotides. RefSeq names its product cAMP responsive element binding protein 5b (gene creb5b). The coding region runs from base 455 to 1936 and encodes 493 amino acids. The record is from RefSeq and is a predicted model, not a curated record. The transcript has 11 exons. Lineage: Eukaryota; Metazoa; Chordata; Actinopteri; Centrarchiformes; Sinipercidae. Gene Ontology annotation, biological process: regulation of transcription by RNA polymerase II. Gene Ontology annotation, molecular function: DNA-binding transcription factor activity, RNA polymerase II-specific; cAMP response element binding.
UAAAGUUUGGUACAGUAUGUUGAUCCCUUAAGUAUUGUCUUUCAAGUGAUGAAAUGUGUGAUUGAAUCUUCUCAUUUCACACAGUUAACUGAGGUCACCAUGUUUAUGACAGCUAACAGCGUUAUCAGUUAUAAGAUGCAGUACAGUGCGCUUAUUUGCAUGCCCGGCUGGUCAGUAUUGGAGAUCCAACUUUGCGCCACACCCACUCCAGGUCCAGCAGUGUCCAUCGCAGCCUCUGGGCGAGCAUUUGCAAACUCCGCCUUGCUCGCGCCGCCUCCAAGCGGACCGCAAUGAUUUAGAAGUUCAGGAAUCCCACGUGACGUCACCCAGGGGUGACGUUAUGCUUCUCUAAAUAGAUCGUAUUGUAAUCUUUCCUCAGUCCAACGUGGUUUCUUCUGAGAGACUGCUUCACAUUUUCUACACUUGUUUGUUUUAUGAGAAGGUGGCCAGAGUGAUGAACUCAGACCAGGAAAGGCCGUUCGUGUGCAACGCUCCUGGCUGUUCUCAGCGAUUCCCCACGGAGGACCAUCUGAUGAUACAUCGACACAAACAUGAGAUGACCCUUAAGUUCCCCUCCAUAAAGAACGACAACAUGUUAUCAGACCAGACGCCCACACCAACGCGCUUCUUGAAGAACUGUGAGGAGGUGGGAUUGUUCAGUGAACUGGACUGCUCCAUUGAGCAAGAGUUUUGCAAGGCCCAGGAAGAAGAGGACAAUAAACAGAACAUCUCACUGCACGGCCAGGCAGGCCAAGGCCAGCACCAGCAUUCCCAUUCACGGAUGGGCAACCAUGAUACCAGCAUAGUGAUCCAGCAGGCCUUGCCCUCUCCUCAGUCCAGCUCCGUCAUCACUCAGGCUCCAUCCACCAACAGACAAAUAGGGCCUGUCCCUGGCUCUCUGUCCUCAUUGCUGCACCUACGAAACAGACAGAGACAGCCUCUGCCAGCCUCCAUGCCUGGAACUCUGCCAGACCCGACCAUGCCUGGCUCCUCCGCUGUGCUGAUGCCUAUGGAGAGACAAAUGUCCAUGGGCUCCAAUAUGAUGGGUAUGCAAGGACCCACCCACAGCAGCUCUUGCUCUUCCACUCACAUUCCCUCCAUGCACUCAGAAGCCAAACUGAGGCUGAAGGCUGCACUUUCUCACCACCCGGGUGCCAUCGCCAACGGCAACAUGAACUCCAUGGGCCACAUGAUGGAGAUGAUGUCAUCGCGGCAGGAGCAAGGCGGCCACCAUCACAUGCACUCACACCCACACCAGCACCUGCAAGCCCCUCCCCACGCGUACCAGCACCACGGCCAUCACCACCACAGCCAGGGCCACAGCCAGGGUGGACACCACCACCCACAGGGACACAACCCCCAUCACAACUCCCACAAUCCCCACCUCCAUCCCGGACACCCACACCAGACCUCACCGCACCCUCCAAUGCACUCUUCUUCACAUAUGUCACCUGCAACCCAGCAGAUGCAGCCCACGCAGACAAUGCAGUCUCCGCCCCCCAGCGGCGGGCGGCGCAGGCGAGUAGUGGACGAGGAUCCGGACGAACGUCGGCGGAAGUUUCUGGAGCGGAACAGAGCAGCGGCAACAAGAUGCAGACAGAAGAGAAAAGUGUGGGUGAUGUCAUUAGAGAAGAAAGCGGAAGAGCUCACUCAGACCAACAUGCAGCUUCAGAAUGAAGUAACCAUGCUAAAGAACGAGGUGACCCAACUCAAGCAGCUUCUCCUCACACACAAAGAUUGUCCCAUCACCACUAUGCAGAAAGAGUCCCAAGGUUACCUCAGUCCAGAGAGCAGUCCGGCAGGCAGUCCAGCGCCAGCGUGCUCCCAGCAGCAGGUCAUUCAGCACAACACCAUCACCACCUCCACCACAACCGUAGGGGGCAGCAGUGUGCACGGGCAAGCCAACCACCGCACAGACAUUAACCCCAUCCACUAGGGAGAGGAGAGACUAUAACCCCAGCUGUAGCCCCAAACAACCCCCCUACUACCCUGCUUUCUGAGGGUUGCCAGCUGCACAUGCUGCCCCCUCCCUCCAUCAAGAAAAAACCUCAAAGGCCUGUGAGGCUGUUCUUUAUACAGUAGCUACAGUAUGUAUUUUUAUAGACCAACCCUAUUAACGUGUAAAUGUUCUAUGGUUUGUUGCCUCUUUUUUUAAUCAGUUUUUUUUGUGCUUUUAGCGAAAAGGGAGUUUUGCUAAUUUCAUGCAGCAUUUAAGUGACUUUUUCUGUUGUGUAAUGGUACAAAAUGGCCCACGGUGGUCAUGGAACCAGAGGAAAGAGACAUAAGCCUCAGAAGGUCAUCUCUAUAAGCAAACCUUACAUCUCUGUAUGCCCGAUGGACUGAAAAAUUAGUCAAAUCACUCUUUGAAUAUCACAUGUGAACAGUAUGAUGAGUGUAUGCAACAUACUCUGAAUAAGCGAGUGGGAUGUCGCUGCCUUUAAAUUGUUUUCUGAAGCCAAGACAAACUGUCAUCAUGAUAUCUUGAUGACAGGAAUAUGCAAGCAGGUGUAAUGAUCCUUUUCUUUCCUAGAAACGUAUAUAUGACUGUUAACCUUUUCCCUGUCAGCUUUAUUCUUAAAGAGUGUUAUAAAGUACAGUGUGACAGUGAAAACAUGAUCAAAUGGAAGCAAUACAUCGCAGUAUUGAUCAACUUCUAAGUUGUAUGUCCACAUUACGAUCAGCAUGGCCAAGCCACUCUGGUCCUGAGGACAUACAAUGCUGUUACAGCUACAGAACUGUACACUGUGAUACCAGUGAGGCAGCUCGGGGGUUUGAAACACUCCGCUCUCCAGGACCAACUGAAGCUUUAAUUAUUGAGGCCUCUUUUGUGUGAUUGUGCAUCUGGAUCCACAUUUUGGAUUCAAAUCCCAAAUGAAUAUAACAUUCUGCAUAGUUUUGAGUGUGCAUGUGAAUGAUGUUUAUUAUGCAUUUGUGUUUUGUCUUCUUUCCUCUGCAGAACAAAGUUCAGCAGGUGUGUAAAGAACGAAAAACCAAAAAAAAAAUAUUGUGAGAAAGUGACUGUGAGCAUGAUUUUUUUUUGUAUUUUUUUUGACCGGCAUACCACAACUGGCAAAGUGUUUUACAGUUUGUAAAGAGGAGCAGUUUAUGCCUGUGCUUUCCAAAAUGUCACAAUGUGCCUGAAUCUUUCUUAAAAUCUUUUGUUGGCUUACUGAAGAAAGCAAAACGCCACUCUUUUUCUUCAAACAAUCAAAACCAUUUAAUUCUCAGCGUAUUAUUAAUGAGUUUUCUCUAUUAUUGGCUUUGUCCUGGAUGUCUGCUGCAUGUAAGGGCAAAACCAGCUGACCAAGGAGAAAAAUAUCCGCUUUCCAUUUGACCUCUGACCUCUUCAUCAAUUUCUUUUCCUCUCUUUCUCAGGCCUCCACUGCAGUAUCAGAUUGGAGAUGGAUGUAUUGAUAAUGAUACAGGCUUGACCCUUUUUAUCCCCCUUCCCAGCCUUGAAACUUCAUGCCUUCUCAUGUUGACCACAACUCCUCUUUCUCUCUUUCCUAUGACCAGGAAUGUCGAUUCAUUAGCGUGAUGACCAUAAUGCACUGUGUUCUACAGUAGGAUGGAUGAAAUACAUUCCACUGACAGGUGGAGCGAUCGCAGAGCUGUCUAUGCACUUUGUCCUCUGUCAUGCCAGAGGGUCCAAUAGCCAUAUUAAGGUCCGAGUAAUUCUCAGUGAUCCCCCUUUUUCACACACCAGCGAGAAACAUAACUGGCUUUGUGGAGAGACUGUGCCUGGCAUGCAUCACAUGUCUAUAGAUAGAAGAAAGGAACCUAGAGCUCAUAUUGUAGGAUAAGGCUCAAUUAAGGACCCUUUUUAUUCUGUAAAAAAACUCCAGCUCCAGUUUUGUCAAAGAUGAGGGAAGCUUACAUGUGAAUUGAAAAUCUUUAUCCUCAUAAUAGGUUACAUUCAAGUUUUGUGGAAGCAUUCGGACUGUUUAUGUCAUAUCUUAACCUUGGAGUCUGUGUGUGCAGUUUGAUAUGUGUGUUGAUGAGUCAGAGAAAUAGAUUCUCUUGAAAAGGGCUUUGUUGUACCAACCCUUUGAACUGAAGUUUGCCUUAUUAUAAGGUUGUUUUUUUAAACCAUAUUUAGAUUGUUAGACCAUUCCAAAUUAACCUCUUGCAUGUGAAAAUAUGGUUAUGAUCUCAAAACACUUUCAACUGGAAUCAUUUGGAGGAUGUUGCUAUUUUAGAGUUAGAUAUGAGAGUCUCUAGUUUCAUUUUUGACAGUGGAUCCAGAUUCAGAAAAAGACAUUUGUUACUGUAGAGGCAGACGAAAAGGACAGAUGGAAGUGCAGUGUGAGUGUGUCUGUGGAUUUGUGAGAGGUGGAGAACAAUUCCUACACAUUAAUUAUGUUAUAAUUGUAUUAUUUUAAAUCUAAAACUAUAAAUAUUGUACAUAAUGUCAUUAAUUUCUAUAAUCUUGUACAUGUAAUGCAACCACCUUUCUUUUUGAAGGGAGUAAAUGUGUGGUACAUGUUUGUAAAUAAUGUUUGCAUAGCACUUGUUGCCUUUUGUUGUAUCAUCAUUUCAGCGCUUAAAUACAUAGUUUAUAUGUAAUGAACUGAUGAAUCCAUUCUUGCCUGCAUAACUUUGUACAUUUUUUGUGCCUGUAAUGACAUUGUCUCCAUUGUGUUUUGUUUUGCAUUUGUACAGAUGUUAAAGUAUCACUGCAGUUACAUUACGGUAUGAAAAUAAAGCACUUGUUCUGUAACAUAAAA